CUAUAAAUUCAUAAUUGAUCUAAUACAUUUUACGUAGCAUAUAUCACUCUCAGUUUGAAUUUUGCAUAUUAUACUCUGCUUAUAAUGGCUAAUGUACUUGCAAUUUCUACCCCAUUCAUAAGUUGCAACUUGAAUAGGCUAACUCCGCGCAAACAUAAUAAUGUGAUGGCCUGCAAGUCUGUCAUUAAGUCCGUCAGUGGAACAACUAGAGUUUCUGUUCCACCGGAGCCUGUUGUAAGGCGAUCAGCAAAUUACAAACCUUGUUUGUACGACGACAAAUUUUUGCAGUCAAUGAAAAAUGACUACACGGGUGAAUCAUACAAAGCACGAGCUUCUGAGUUGAAGGAAGAGGUGCGGGCGAUAUUUAAUAGUCUGGUCGAGCCACUAGAGCAACUUGAGCUGAUUGAUCACUUGCAAAGACUGGGAUUAGCUUAUCAUUUUGAAGAAGAGAUAAAUCGUUCCUUGAAGACGAUACAUUGUCAGACUAAUGAGGGAAAUCAAGAAAAUGGCUUGCAUGAAACUGCUCUUAAAUUUAGACUUCUUAGACAACAUGGACUUUAUACAUCUCCAGAGGGUUUCAAGAGAUUUACUGAAAAUGAUAGCUUCAGUAAAGAGAUUACUGCAGAUAUAAAGGGACUCUUAAGUUUAUACGAAGCAACGUACUUCUCUAUUGAGGGAGAGUCCCUAAUGGAGGAUGCCUUUCAUUUUACGAAUAAAUCACUCAGACAAUGUCUCAAAAAUAUUUCUGAUUUGGACCUCCAGAUGCAAGUUACAAAUGCUUUGGAGCUUCCAUUACAAUGGAGGAUCCCAAGAUUUGAUGCAAGGUGGUAUAUAGAUUUGUAUCAGAGAAGUCCUGAAAUGAUUCCUGCAGUACUAGAAUUCUCAAAGUUGGACUUUAACUUCAUGCAAGAAUUUAACCAAAAAGAACUUAAGGAUUUGUCGAGGUGGUGGAGUAAGUUAGGCAUGGGAGAAAAACUUCCCUUUGCGAGAGAUAGGCUGGUGGCAUCUUUUUUCUGGAGUUUGGGGAUUUGUGGCGAUCGUAAAGAUGCAUAUUGCCUAGAACAAUGCACUAAGAUUAUAGAGCUUAUUGGUGUAUAUGACGAUGUUUAUGAUGUAUAUGGGACGCUGGAUGAGCUUGAACUCUUUACCGAUGUUGUGGAGAGGUGGGAUUUAAAGGCGGCAAUGAAAGAGCUUCCGGACUACAUGAAGCUAUGCUUUUUGUCUUUGUACAACUUUGUUAAUGAAACGUCUUACGACAUCCUCCUGGAGCAGAACAUAGAUGUUUUACAGCAUCAAAGAAAAUGGUGGAUGGAUUUGUUACUGAAGCGUUAUAUAGUGGAGGCGCGGUGGUAUCAUGGUGGAUACCAGCCGACUCUAGAAGAACACUUGAGAAACGGAUUUGUGUCAUCAGCAGGCCCCAUUGUAGGACUUUACUCCUACAUGACUAGUGCUAAUCCGAUCCAGGAAGAUGUCAUGGAGUUUGUAGUGGAACUUCCGGAUAUUGUACGCUUGGCAUAUGAAAUUUUUCGACUAUCUGAUGACUAUGGAACUGGAUCGGCAGAGUCGAAGAGAGGAGAUGUUCCAUCAACACUACAUUGCUACAUGUCUGAAACUGGUGUAACGGAAGAAGUUGCCCGUAAGCACAUGAUGGAUUUGAUGAGGAAGAAAUGGGCACAAGUAAACAAAUGUCGAUUUUCGGGAGAUAUUAGUCCUUUAUCUUGGCAUGUUGUUGAUCUCCUGCUGAAUCUUGUGAGGGUGUCUCAUUGGUUGUAUAAUGCUGGAGACGAUGGCUUUGGUGCAGAAGAUGUUGUAGCCGAAUCCACAUUGUUUUCCCUUGUUGUGAAUCCUAUACCUCUUUAAGAAAUCAUUUGAUGAUGGUAUGAUCUUUGUAUGUGAAGUUGUAAGGACUGAAGGGCGUGUGUUUUUCCGAGUGCAGUGUUUGUACUGUGUGUUUCUUGUGGCAUGUGCUACCUAUUUACUCUCAUAUUAAAAUUCUACGCGUGUUCUUUUCUUGGCCAAAAAAAUGAACUUUUCAAAAUA
Messenger RNA from Daucus carota subsp. sativus, 2040 nucleotides. RefSeq names its product (R)-limonene synthase 1, chloroplastic-like. Gene Ontology annotation, biological process: diterpenoid biosynthetic process. Bases 85 to 1860 code for a protein of 591 amino acids. Gene Ontology annotation, molecular function: terpene synthase activity; magnesium ion binding. The transcript is spliced from 7 exons. Lineage: Eukaryota; Viridiplantae; Streptophyta; Magnoliopsida; Apiales; Apiaceae. The record is from RefSeq and is a predicted model, not a curated record.